This is a messenger RNA of Coniosporium apollinis CBS 100218, 1806 nucleotides long. RefSeq lists its product as uncharacterized. The record is from RefSeq and is a predicted model, not a curated record. The transcript has a single exon. The coding region runs from base 1 to 1806 and encodes 601 amino acids. NCBI's taxonomy places the organism in Eukaryota, Fungi, Ascomycota, Dothideomycetes.
AUGAGGCCCGCUGUUUCCUCCCCACCGCCGGCAGCGCUGGUCCUCCGUCUUCUCCCCAGCAUCCUCCUCCUUCCAGUCUCUGCGCUCCUUCUGUUUCUCUCCUACUGCUAUCACUAUCUCGGCUACCGCAACAAAGCUGCGCGGCGGACGGCGCUACCGAAUCGCAAAACCGUCCUCAUCACCGGCGCAGACACCCCAACUGGCCUCGCGCUCGCCCGCUUAUUCUAUCGCGCCGGGCACAAAGUUGUGGGCGCAGACGUCAAUGCUUCCGUCGCGCCCUUCUCGGCCUCCAUCGCCGACUUCUACAGACUACCCGCGCCGCGACCAGCGCCCUCACACCUACAAAAGAGCCGGAAGGAACAGGCGCCUGGCGGAGAGCGUGCGCCAUGGCUGAAAUGGAUAUUCCGCCCGCAGAAGUUCGGGGUAGCACGGCGCAUACCGUAUAGCAUGAGGGUAUCCAACAUCAUUGGCACUCAGGAAGCAUGUCUUUGGAUUUUGUGUGAUCACGUGACACAGCAAGAGCACGCCGAACAAACGAUCAAUGCGUGGAGUUUCGUGGAUCCGCAGCGGACGUGCGCUUUUAUACACCCUCCGAAGGAGGUUCGUGCGAUUUUGGAAGAACCGACCGCUCUUGCUGCUUUUGUGAAUGGGCUGGAGGGUACCCACAUCCGCGCUCCAAAGAUUUCAAGAGUAUUCAGCCGGGCGGAGAUCCAUCGAGCUCUCGGCGCAUCGCCAAAGGGGACAAAGUUUGUUCUAGAAGAAGAGAUCACUCCUGAGCGUGCAGCCCUUAUGCGCGCAUACGACAAGGAGCGCGAGAAGCGGGACAGCGGUAUCGGCGGUGUUGCGGACGACGACGAUGUCGAGGAUGUCGUCAACGAGGAAUCUCGGACACCGAUGCGAAUUACGUUGCCAAUGCAGACGAUGAAUGAGACUUAUACCACUAUCGCGGAGCUGAAGAUUUCGAAACAGCUGCCUUGGAUCAUGAGGGAAGUUGUCGAGGGCGAGGAGUACGCCGCGCACGUGCUUGUCGUCAACGGAGAGCUCAAGGCCUUCGUGGUUUCAAAGCCGGAGAGUUUGCCAGCCGUGCAACGGGGCUCUCCAGUCUCUAGAAAACUUCUUACCGCCGGACGAAACCACGCCGAAAUUCACGUACCAGCCUUUGUAACCCCCGACUCCGCCUUCCACGCCACCCUCCUCGGCUUCACACAAACUCUUGUCUCGGCUCUUCCCGACUCGCACGGCCUAUCCACCCACCUAACCCUCACCUUCCGCGUCUCCUCUUUCCCAACUCCAACCGGCACCGCGCAGACCAUCUUUGCGACCUCCUGCUCCACAGCCGCGUCCCCCACCCUCGCGUCUCUGCUCCAGCUCAGCCGGACCCCGGAAACAGCAGCAAAACUCGUCGCGGCGUACCUGAGCGCCGUUCCGACGCCUACCGCCGAGAACGGGAAGGUGAUUGAGCCGGCUGUGCGCAUUAACGGCCACAGGGAGGACGAAGAGGGGGCUGUCAUUUUCUUGCCUGAGGCGGGUGUGGGCACUGUCUACGCGCUUCCUGUUGCUGUGAGGGAACUGCUCAUCCUGCCGAUUGUUGAGGUGUUGUUGUGGCGGCGGGUUACGCGGAAACGGCUUGUGGAGCGUCUGAGGGAGGUGGUGGAGAAUGUGGUGCAUCUGAUUAAUUUGAUUGCUUUUGGCAAGGAGGAGUUGUUUGAGCUCGAGGACCCGUGGCCGGCGCUGCUGUGGUGGCAUGUGGUUGAGCCGAUGCGGUUGUUGAAGGGUGUUUGGAGGGGUGGGGAGGUGGUGGGGUGA